AUGACAGCUCCUUCUUCAUCAUCACUAGGAGAGGCCUUCCGGGUUGGUUUCGGGGUUACCGUCGGUGUCCUUUUCCUCGUCGCCAUCUUCAUCGCCGUUUGGUACCUACGCACCCGCCACCUUCCCACCACCGCAAACUACUCCGACGACGAGGAGGACGAGGAGGAAUCCCAUGUCUCCGACGUCGUCGUUGAUGUGGAGGGAAUCGAUGCCGACGCCGUCCUCAGCCGGGGGAUCGACGUCGACGCCGUCCUCAGCCGCUUCCCCAAGUUCGUCUACACGGCCGCCGACAGUACUGAGAGUUCCACGUCGGCAGUGGUGGGGUCCAGCUGCAGCUGCGCGGUCUGCCUGGCGGACUACGCCGACGGCGACGUCCUCCGUCUACUCCCGGAUUGCGGCCACACCUUCCACGCGUCAUGCGUCGAUCCCUGGCUGAUCAAUCACCGCCGGUCCACGUGUCCCAUCUGCCGCCGCCGGUCGGCGGCCAAGGCGGAUGAUGGUUCGGCGGCAGCGGGUGCGAAUAAGGAGCCCAGGACCAGGGCGCCGGAUGAUGUGGCCAGGCCGGUGUCGGCGGCGGUGGCAAUGGAGCCGCAGAGGCAGACGGCGUCGUUUUGGGCCAGCUGGUUUGCGUUGCGCUAG
Linum tenue is the source of this 639-nucleotide messenger RNA. Lineage: Eukaryota; Viridiplantae; Streptophyta; Magnoliopsida; Malpighiales; Linaceae. The record is from the annotation of a GenBank genome assembly.